This is a messenger RNA of Camellia sinensis, 610 nucleotides long. Its product is annotated as MYB-like transcription factor ETC3. Gene Ontology annotation, cellular component: nucleus. Gene Ontology annotation, biological process: cell differentiation; regulation of DNA-templated transcription. NCBI's taxonomy places the organism in Eukaryota, Viridiplantae, Streptophyta, Magnoliopsida, Ericales, Theaceae. Gene Ontology annotation, molecular function: transcription cis-regulatory region binding. The record is from RefSeq and is a predicted model, not a curated record.
CUGUCACCUCUAUCUCUUCUCUCUCUGGUCAUCAACUACAAGUCAAAGAGCAAACACUUCCUGGUUGUUGGGUAGCAUUUUUUUUGGUAAGAGGAUUAAUAUCGACUCCAGUUGUAGGAAAUUUGCAUAUAUUUCAUUCCCACCUAGGCUUUGCAUAUUCUCUCUCUCUCUCUCUCUCUCUCUCUCUCUCUAACUGAAAACAAUGGACAAACGCCCCAAGAAGCAACCCAAAAUCACCACUACUUCUGAGUCAGAAGAAGUAAGCAGUAAGGAGUGGGAUUUCAGAAACAUGACAGAACAAGAAGAAGAUCUCAUCUACAGAAUGUAUACACUCGUCGGAGAGAGAUGGGAUCUAAUAGCGGGUCGAAUUCCGGGUCGAAAACCAGAAGAAAUUGAGCGGUUUUGGAUUAUGAAACACACCAUGAAGGGUUUACCCCAAGAAGAAAAUAGUCCAAUUAAGAAAGAGCAUUCAUAAAAAAGUUUUUCCUGAAAAUGGUUGUCAAAAUUUAUAAUAUUUUGUUAGUUGUAUGAUUGUGUUUAAGAUUGCUAUCUGAAGUGUAUUAGAAACGAGCGACAAAAAAUUUGAGGGAUGAAUUAGAAUUUUCAAUCU